AUGCACACACUCGCACAACCCAUCACCAUCAUCUGGAGUAAGACCCUCAAUACAACCGCUGGACGCGCCCUCUAUCGCAAAUCCAGUAACAUUGCAGAAAUUGAAUUAUCCUCCAAAGUCAUUGAUUGCCAAGCACGUCUUGAAGCGACUUUGGCGCAUGAGCUGUGUCACCUUUUGACGUGGAUCGUAUCGGUUGAUUUUACGCACCCACAUGGUAAGGCCUUUAAGAAACAUGCUGCAGUGACCAAAUCCCGCAUGGGCAUCACUGUAUCCGUCAAGCAUGAUUACGAGAUUGAUUACAAGUAUCAAUGGAGCUGUAUCGAGCCGGAGUGUGGGAAGAUCUUUGGCAGGCAUUCCAAGAGUAUUGAUCCGUCCAAAGUGUGCUGUGGUGCUUGUCGUGGAAAGCUGAUCCAAGUCAAGCCCAAGCCACGAUUGCAUACAACGAGCCUGGAGACACCUGCUCGAAGUACGGAUGGUCUGAGCAAGUACAAAAUAUUCUUGCGUGACAACAUGGAUAGUGUCAAGGCAUCCCAUCCAGGGCUCAAAUAUGCCGACUUGGUCAAAAUCAUUGCAGCGCAAUAUCAAGCGAGCAAGCAGACAUCAGAAACGCUCAAACUGCCUGACAUAGCAGCUUUGAGCUUGUCGUAG
Molecule: messenger RNA, 648 nt
Organism: Protomyces lactucae-debilis
Lineage: Eukaryota; Fungi; Ascomycota; Taphrinomycetes; Taphrinales; Protomycetaceae
Product: SprT-like family-domain-containing protein
Exons: 1
Coding region: 1-648 (215 amino acids)
Cellular component (GO): nucleus
Source: RefSeq, a predicted model, not a curated record